This is a messenger RNA of Mya arenaria, 672 nucleotides long. Its product is annotated as snaclec bitiscetin subunit alpha-like. The coding region runs from base 1 to 672 and encodes 223 amino acids. The record is from RefSeq and is a predicted model, not a curated record. The transcript is spliced from 2 exons. NCBI's taxonomy places the organism in Eukaryota, Metazoa, Mollusca, Bivalvia, Myida, Myidae.
AUGUCUUUGAUUGCCAAUUUUGUGGUGUUUUGGACCUUUAUUCAGCCAUAUUCGGCUAUCAUCAUUUCAAGGACGUUUGUAAAGUCAAUGACGUCGCCUGAAGCAGGACAAACGUAUGUGAAAUACACCGGUCAGGGUUUGCCGACAAGUGACGCCACCAGAGUAUCAAACGUUAUAAAGAUUAGCUAUGGUUCACACAUUCACUGUGCGCAAGAAUGUCUAGGCAAGGAAAAGUGUAAGGGGUUUGAUGUAGUGAAAACACAGAAUAGCGACUCGCUCUGCAAAACGUAUGAGGAAUGCGAAACCGGUUGGACUUCAUACGGAAGUCACUGUUACCGCCUUACUAAAUCCACUGCGAAAGGAUGGUCUGAUGCAGAGCAGGUAUGUCGCGCGGAGGGAGCGCACCUGGUGAGUAUCACUUCCGGAGAAGAGAACGACUUUAUCAGAAACCUUCAUCAGAGUGAUGAUGUAGCUAAACUUUUAAUGAUCUGGCUGGGACUGGACCCGGCGAAAUUACAGCCGCAGUGGACCGAUGGCUCCGGUAUCCCCUAUUCAAAUGUUGGCGUCCCACAGGGCAUAGAAAAAGGAGCCUGCUACGUGCUGAACCCAAGUGGCGAGUGGACAACGGAAGACUGCAUGCAAAGGCGCUUCUUCAUUUGUGAGAAAAACUGA